Messenger RNA from Mycena indigotica, 1101 nucleotides. Its product is annotated as Saposin B-type domain-containing protein. The record is from RefSeq and is a predicted model, not a curated record. Bases 1 to 1101 code for a protein of 366 amino acids. NCBI's taxonomy places the organism in Eukaryota, Fungi, Basidiomycota, Agaricomycetes, Agaricales, Mycenaceae. The transcript has 12 exons.
AUGAGCACCGACGCGAUUCCGAUUCCGAGGCUACAUGGUACAUUGGGGACGACCGAAGUCGGGGCUAUCAUAGGGACGUUCCUCUUUGGAAUUGCGUCCCUGCAAACCUUCCUCUAUUACUACAGCUAUCCGAAAGAUCCACGCGGUCUAAAGCUCGUCGUCGCAAUUAUCAUGACCCUGGAAUUAGUCCAUUCAGUCUUGGUGUGGCAUGGGGUCUACUCUAUUACCGUCACAUUCUACGGGCAGAUCGAGCAUCUGCUCAACCCUCCUCACUCGUUGUCUCUAUCUAUCCUCAUCACCGCGCUUAUUCUCCCAUUGGUCCAGACAUUCUACGCCCUUCGCAUCCAAGCGCUGUCUGGCAGCUGGACCAUUACCCUCAUACUCACCACCCUCACAAUCGCGCGUCUGGGCUUCAGCAUCGUGCUGAUGCAAAUCUUCCUGACAUCCACAGGCUUUUCCGUUCUUCAUACCGAAGCGCGCUGGGUCUUCACCACGGUUGCGUCGCUGGGGCCGGCCGUCGAUAUCUUGACAGCCGCCUCUCUGUGCUGGUACUUGUAUCAUAUGAAGGCGGGGAGCCAGCCCGGCGCCCCGAGCCGGCGGAUCGUCGACACGCUUAUUGUUUGGACUGUCGAGACGACUGCUGUGACAAGCCUUGCAGGGCUUUUCCAGCUGAUUUUCUUCCUCACACGCGAUGACUUAACAUGGAUGACGUUUUAUCUUCUCCAACCGAAAUUGUUCUCUAAUUCAAUGCUCGCAUCCCUCAACAAUCGUAAUAACAUUCGCGACAUGGCGGGCGCCGGCGGCGUCAUUACACUGAGCGCCCAGGACACGCGCGGCGGGGUGAGCACCAUACAAUGUCUUUCUUUCCUGCUCCUUCUAUCGUCUGGUCUCUCGUCUGACGGUGGAACUUUGUCCUGGCAGGGUGUCGUGAUCCAGAUGCGUCGCAUGACGGAGACGAAUAUCGACGGGGAUGGGGAUAACUUGGAUGGCGGCCGCGUUUUCUCCAAGUUAGGGGACGAGCACAGUGUACACCCACUGAAUGAAGGACCGGACGGAUUACGGGACGGCGGCUCAAUGCGGAAGUCUAGAAAUACAGAUUAA